AUGGCGACGAACUUUUCACGUUUACCACCCUUACCAUCACUGAAGAAUUUCUUGUAUGCCUAUCGUUUGCAAGCCAAGAAAAUCCUGUCACAGAAUUAUCUAAUGGAUAUGAAUUUAACACGAAAGAUAGUAAGACAAGCAGUAGUGAAGGAAGGCGACUACGUAAUCGAGAUUGGACCUGGUCCAGGAUCGAUCACCCGUGCUAUCCUGGAAACGAAUUGUCGACGACUUGAUGUUAUCGAAAUCGACCAUCGUUUCAUUCCACCACUUGAAGUACUGAAGGAAGCAAGCGAAGAACGUAUGUUCAUUCAUCGGGCGGAUAUUUUAAAAACAAAUAUUGAACAAAUUUGGUCCCAAGCUGGUUUGGAACGUGUUGCUUGGGAAGAGGAUAGACUUCCGAUGGCGCAUAUCAUUGGCAAUCUACCUUUCAAUAUUGCUUCUCCGCUUAUUAUAAAAUUCCUUCGUGAAAUGUUAUAUCGUCAAGGUCCAUGGUCAUUUGGACGUAUCCCAUUGCUGUUGACGUUUCAGAUGGAAGUAGCGGAGCGUCUUUGUUCCCCAGUUGAUUCCCCGUUUCGGGCCAGAAUUUCAAUCAUGUCUGCAUUCGUAACCGAGCCCAAAUUACUUUUUCAAAUACCAGGACGAUGCUUUGUUCCAUCUCCUAAGGUUAAUGUCGGUGUGGUGCGCUUCAUUCCGAGGCAAGAUCCAUUGAUUAAAACGUCCUUCGAGGUGGUAGAAAAAGUUUGCCGGCGUGUUUUUAACUACAGACAAAAAUAUGUUGUCAAAGGAAUUAGAAGUCUUUAUCCGGAAGAACUGGCGAAAAAUUUGGCUGAUGACUUGUUGAGGCGAUGUAGAAUCGACCCUACAACUACUGCAAUAUGUCUUGGAGUAGAACAGUUUGCUGACAUAUGCUAUGUUUAUGAGGAACACUGCCGAAAGUACUUUUUAAGGCGUCUCUUUUGCUUUACAAUAAUAUGGUGUACUACUAUUGUGGCAGUACUUUGCUGCGCACCUUUCAAUGCGAUCAUUUCUAUGCGGAAACCUGUUGAAAGAGCUCGUGUUCGGCUAUGUCGACGGCUGAUCAGACAAAGGAAAUUGCUUCAAAAAUCGAAAGACGAAAAGAAAGCUCGCAAAGUAGAUCGAAUCGCCGAAGAAAUCGACCGUUGCAAAAAAGUAUGUCGAGACGAUGUGUCAAAGUUUGCAUUAAUAAACCUUAAAGCGCUCAGUGACUUGUUGAAAAAGACAAAAAUUCCCAUUGAUGAACGAGUGUUAUAUAAAUUGGCAUGCCAAGGAACGGUGAUAAAAUGUGUCGAAGAGUUCCGUAUCAAAUACCCAAAUUGGCAACAUGAAGUGUCGUUCCUGUUACAGCGACUUGGUUUGCAAUAUAAAUCUAAGAGGGAUGCGAAAAAGUAUAUGCUACAACAAAAUGAAACGAAGGAACUGGUCGAAACGUCUUUAGGAAAAAAGAAAGAUAGGGUGAAAUCCGAUGAAUCUAACGAGAUACCUGCCCCAGUUAUCAGCUUGCCAAAGUUGGAACUUCCGAAAUCAGUGAUUGCUAAGGGACAGGCUGUCAUCAAAUUGUUGAACUUAGACGGUAAUCAAGACGACGAAUUUCCAUCAGUUAGCGCACCAGAUAAAAGCAAAGAUGUUACAUUACAAGGAAAUACCGAAGAGAAUACUAGUAUCGGGAAUGAUGAAGCUAUUAGAAGCAUUCUGCCAGUAAAAACAAGGGAUGUUCAAAAAAGAAAAAGGGAUUUUGAAUACGAAGGAAGUGAGAAACGAGGGAAUGAUGUGAGACAGGAUAGGUCUGGAGCUGUGUUAUCUUCAAAAGAAGUUUUGGGGAAUACGAUGGAAUUGCUAGGAAAUCAGAACUUGCAUCCAUCGUGGAUCGCCAAAAAGCAAGAACAUGAAGCUCUGAAGAAGUUAAAGGCAUCAUGCAAAGGGAAAAGGAUUGUCUUCAAUGAUGAUUAA
Molecule: messenger RNA, 1968 nt
Organism: Loa loa (African eye worm)
Lineage: Eukaryota; Metazoa; Nematoda; Chromadorea; Rhabditida; Onchocercidae
Exons: 13
Coding region: 1-1968 (655 amino acids)
Biological process (GO): rRNA methylation; transcription initiation at mitochondrial promoter
Cellular component (GO): mitochondrial matrix
Molecular function (GO): rRNA (adenine-N6,N6-)-dimethyltransferase activity; mitochondrial transcription factor activity
Source: RefSeq, a predicted model, not a curated record